AUGGCACAGCUGUGGUUUACCGUAUCGCAGACCGCUUUGCAUAUAUUUUCAGCCUGUCUAUUUGACCUCCUUUUCCAGUCAUCGGUUUCUUCUUAUCCCCUAACAAGCUGGAAUCGUCUGCUUCAAACCGUUGCAUUCUUCUCUAUCCCAGUAAUAAUUUCUCCCUUUUGUGCUUGUGGUGACUGUUGCCUUCUGCUUCCUACCGCCUCCCCUCCCCCUCCUGCACUUGCUGCGCGCGUCGCAAAGGACUGUUCCGCGUCGCCGAAGACACCAACUGGGACUGCCAAACUCUUACCCAGUCAGGAGAGUGGGCCCUACGUGACCAGAGUGCAGAACUUGGUGGCAGCGCUGGGACCCGAAUACCGUUGCCUACGGGGACACUACGUUCCCGCCUGGUGUCUCCGCCUACCUCCGUCUGGCGGUUCUCUGAUUGGCAGUUUGGUUUCCGCGCUCUCCAACAUGCGUCCCUUUACCAGGCAACUGCUGCAUCUCAAGCGCGUGCAUUCAGUGUCUGUGGGCGCCGGCGAUAGCAGCAGCAGCAGAUCCGUCAGAGUGCUUUUGGACAUGCAUAGUGUCGAGUUCUCCCGCAGUCAUGCGCUGGAGCUCCGAGAUCAGCUCGUCCACCAGCUAGACAUGCAGGAGCCUGAUGUGGCCAGUCUGCAAGUGGAGCCCUGUUGGAUACCUCUCUUCAGGGCGCUUUCGCGCCGCCAACACGAGGAACUCGUCAGACAGGCCAAGGAGGUUGGGUUGCAGACUGCCACGCCGUUGGGCUGGCCGUCCACCUUUCAUCCUGACCCCCAGCUGGAACUUCUACUGGCCGUGGGCUCGGAUGCUCCAAUCACUUACUUCACGAAUGAGGAAGCCACCUGGUAA
Messenger RNA from Dibothriocephalus latus, 873 nucleotides. The record is from the annotation of a GenBank genome assembly. Lineage: Eukaryota; Metazoa; Platyhelminthes; Cestoda; Diphyllobothriidea; Diphyllobothriidae.